GGGCGGAGCCCGGAGGACUACCGGGAUGGCAACGUAUCCGAGCUUUAAAUCGCAGGAGCACACUCGGGCACGGUCAGGCAGAUCAAGAGGAAGUCCUCUGUUGAACAGAGGCGUCAAAAUUCUAACCACCACAGUUAAUUUGGAUCAUAAACAAUCACAUGAAUGGAAGCAACUGUGGUCUUGGUAAGUCCAGAAACAUAUAGGUUACCCAUGAGGAUAAUUAACUAAAAACGUCAAGCUAUGAAGCAUAACUCCAAGAAGAACAGUAACUCAAGAGUUUCUGACACAGAAUUGAACUCUGUGGAUGCUGAAGAGAGUCAAAAUAACUUUUUUGAAAGGCUGCCUCUAGAAGUUACUUUACACAUUUUCAGCUGGCUGGACGUUCAGAGUUUAUGCAGGGCUUCAAUGACAUGCCGGAGCUGGAAUUUCAACAUCAGACUCAGUGACUCCUUAUGGAAACCUCACUGCUGGGCUCUAAGAGCUGUAUGCAAAAGAGAAAUAGAUGAUGAUCUAAAAAGUGGUUAUUCCUGGAGGGAUACACUACUGAGGAAUUACCAGAAGAGUAAAGUGAAGCUUGAAUGGCUAAGUGGCCGAUACAGCAACAUAUGUUCUCCUAUUAACCUACCGGAAAAAAUCAUGUACCCAAUGGAUGCAGAAACGUGGGGAGAAAUUCUAGAAGCAGAACUGAAAAGGUGCAAAAAUCACAAAGCUACCAUAGCUUUGAGAAUUUAAAACUAGCAUGAUUCCUAGAUUGCAAAAUGUAUGUUUUUAUCCAUUCUUUUUUUGUUCACCUUUUUAAAAUAGUUAACAUUUAAAAGAAAACUAAGUGGAAAAUAUUAUAAAAGUAAAGCUUUGUUUAUACUUGGCACUUUAGUAAAAAAUAUUUUUCUGGUUUAUAAGGGGAAAAAUCAUGAAAUGUUUUUAUAUGAGAAACAAUGUACCAGUAGAGUGAUUCCCAAAUGUAUUGUUUCAUGUAUUUGUGUUAGUAUAUUGUGGUACAACUAAUGAUGAUAGAGUUUGGUAUUUUUUGCUUAAUGAUAAUUUGAAAAUUCAGGAAACCAUUUGAAGAAACUGCCUUAACAAUUCAUUAAAUAGUAGGCAUAACUAGGCUCAUUGGAAGAUUACCUAAAUGAAAUUAAUAGCAAUAUGUUUAAAUGUAUAAAAGUUUAUAUUUCAAAAACUUUAAAAUUUUCAUUUCAGUGAAACCAGAUUGAAUGGCCAAACAUUGAAAGCAUCUUAAAACAUACUAAACUUGUGGUUUAGUUUCAAAUUAAUCGGACCCUAGGGCUGAAACGUGUGAGAUUCAGGUUCCCACUACUUGCCUACAGACUUAGAAUUGCUCUCAGGGACUGAAACAAACAGCUGCCAUUCCAUUUUUCUUAGCAAAACUGAUUCUUAUAGCCUUGUAGCACCAUCUAGUGUUCUACUCAUAGAUAACCAAGACAAAGGACUUGGCUCCUUUUUGUUUCUCCACCUUUAAAGAUUUUUAUUUUUAGAGAGUGGGGAAAGGAGGAGGAGAAGAAGAGAAAUCAAUGUGUGGUUGCCUCUCACAUGCCCCCUACUGGGGACCUGGCCUAUGACUCAGGCCUGUGCCCUGACUGGGAAUCCAACUGGUGACCCUUUGGUUCACAGGCCAGCACUCAAUCCACUGAGCCACACCAACCAGGGCUCUCCACAUUUAUAAGAAAGAAAAAUAUUGUUUUAAAGAACCUUAAGUAUAAGACUUAAAGUUUAUAGCUUUCCAGGAAUUUUUAAUUUAACUUUUGUUCUUUUUCUUAAAAGUAGUUCACUAUACCAGAUUGUCCAUUCUGAAUUUGUGGCCAGAACCAGGGUAGAAGGUACUCACAAAACAGUUAGCAUGGGAUUUUCUUCUUCAAUUGUGCUUUAUAGCAUGAAAAUUAGAAUCCAGGAAACCAGUAUUUAACAAAUAGGGAAAUAUCAGAAAGAUACCCCAUUCUCUACAAAUUCCCUUUGUUGGAUGAAGUAGGUGAUGACUCACUGUCUCCUACUGUCUUCUUAGAGUUGGAAGGGGCCUUAAAGAUCCAGCAGCCCUAUUUUUAAGACUACUCAGCAGCCUUGUCUUUAGGAAUGUUUUCCUAUUACCCAUCAUUAAUUCUUUCCUUGGCAGUCUUAUUGUAAAACUUAGCAUCUUGAUCUGGAAACCAUCCCUAGCUUCAACCAUUCUGGAUUAAGUGACUCUGCUAAGGUUCCCUGUAGUUCUUUGCACAUUCCAUCCUCAGAGUUGUCAUACUACAUUAAAUUGUUUUAUUUGUCUCCUCUAGACUGUGAGACUUUUAAUGGCAGGGACCAUUUAUUUAUUUUUGUGUUCCCAAAGCCUGGAACACAGUAGGUAUUCCAUAAAGAUUUAUUAAAUUAUUUAUGUAUUAUUUAAUUCUACCCAGAAUAUGUAAUAAAACUAAUUUAUUAUAUGUUAGUAGGCAAGUACUGAAAUGUAAUGUACAAUGCACAAGAUAUGUGGUAUGCUUGAUAUUAAUGCUAAUAUAUGAAUAAUUGUCCUAGUCUCAAAAGCUGUAAGAGAAAAAUAGAAUUUUAAAAUUUUUAAUAUUUUAAAU
Messenger RNA from Artibeus jamaicensis (Jamaican fruit-eating bat), 2573 nucleotides. It is a transcript of the gene FBXO48, whose product is annotated as F-box protein 48. Gene Ontology annotation, biological process: SCF-dependent proteasomal ubiquitin-dependent protein catabolic process. Gene Ontology annotation, molecular function: protein binding. Gene Ontology annotation, cellular component: SCF ubiquitin ligase complex. NCBI's taxonomy places the organism in Eukaryota, Metazoa, Chordata, Mammalia, Chiroptera, Phyllostomidae. The transcript is spliced from 4 exons. Bases 241 to 732 code for a protein of 163 amino acids. The record is from RefSeq and is a predicted model, not a curated record.